Onychostoma macrolepis is the source of this 3644-nucleotide messenger RNA. Its product is annotated as intelectin-like. Gene Ontology annotation, molecular function: oligosaccharide binding. The transcript has 8 exons. Bases 484 to 1518 code for a protein of 344 amino acids. NCBI's taxonomy places the organism in Eukaryota, Metazoa, Chordata, Actinopteri, Cypriniformes, Cyprinidae. The record is from RefSeq and is a predicted model, not a curated record.
GUUCAUGCCUUUUUAACUAUUAAAAAAUAACAAUUAAUUGAUCAAAUAAAAUGAAUAAACUUAUAAACUAUAGCCUAUUUCUUUUUUCCAUCACAGGAUCAAAAAUAAAAAAGGUAACUGCAACUUUUUAUCUAUUUAGACUUUUUUUUUCUUCUCAUAAUUGCGUGAUAUAAACUCACCCCAGAUGAUAAUUAGGGGUGUAAAUAUGGUGGUUCAGUAUGAUAGGGACUUAAUCAAGUCACACACACAUUUUUUAUUUAUUUAUUUAUUUUUUAAAUAUUGAAUAAAACUCAUUGUUUUUUUUUUUUUAGGUGUAAAUAGCAUUUUUUGUUUGUUUUUUUUAGGCGGAACUACUUAGAACUGGAUGUGCCCUUGUUUUUUAUCAACAGGGAUUUAUGAAUAGUUAUUAAUGCACUCAUUUUUUGCAGUUCUGUACUGGAGGAGGUGGACACUUUCCUUAAGAGGCCCCUAGACAAUGUCGGGAUGUUACGAGUUUCGAUGGGAGUGGUUAUGGCUGUCUUUCUUAUUAAAAUAUUUUUCAGUCUCUCACUGAGUUUAUGGUUCUGCGAUGCUAAAUCAAUGGGAGCUAUGUAUGUAAUUCAAGAAACAGAAGCACCAUGUAUUAACAUCAGUGAUACCAACAGCAACCAUGAGCUUGAAAAACUUCUGGACAGAAUUAAAUAUGUUGCUCGAAGCUGCAAAGAAAUUCGUGACAAGUAUCAUGUUUAUGAUGACGGCCUGUACUAUCUGAUCUCAUCAAGAGGGGUCCUUUACCAGACGUUCUGUGAUAUGACCACUGCUGGCGGCGGCUGGACGCUGGUGGCCAGUGUUCAUGAAAACAACAUGUAUGGAAAGUGCACUGUUGGCGAUCGCUGGUCUAGUCAGCAGGGCAGCGACCCAAAACGCCCUGAUGGUGACGGGACAUGGGCAAACACAGUCACAUUCGGAGCUGCAGAAGCUGCUACAAGUGAUGAUUAUAAGAAUUCUGGAUAUUUUGACAUUGUGGCACAGGAUGUGUCUGUGUGGCAUGUUCCUAAUAAUGUUCAGUUGGAACACUGGACCACUGCCUCCAUUUUGAGAUACCACACUGAAAAUCUAUUCUUAACUCUACAUGGAGGAAACCUUUUCAAUUUAUUCAAGAAAUUCCCUGUGAGGUUUGGAAUCGGGUCAUGCAACAUUGAUAAUGGACCUGCUAUUCCAAUAGUGUAUGAUACUGGAAAUAUGAUAUCAACCAAAAAUCUGUAUGGUCCUAAUUCAAGAGGAAUAUUUGAGCCCGGAUUUAUCACAUUCAGAGUCUUCAAUACUGAAAAGGCAGCUAUGGCUCUUUGUUCAGGCGUUAAACCAACCGGUUGUCACAAUGAACAUUUCUGUAUUGGUGGAGGUGGACACUUUCCUGAGGGGGUCCCUAGACAGUGUGGGGACUUUACGAGCUUCGACUGGGAUGGUUAUGGUACUAAUACAGGAUGGAGUGCUUCCAGAGAGAUAACUGAAGCAGCUGUACUUCUCUUUUAUCGCUGACAUUCUGAUCAUUCUAAAGAGAUAUACCACAUUGAUUAACACCUGAACAUUACAAACGCAAUGAUGAAUUUAUUUACAACAUAAAUUCUUUAUAAGGGUCUAUAAUAAGUGCAGUUUGUUCUGUGGGAAUUUCAGAUAAGCAUGCUCCAGUGUUUUUAACUUCUGAAAAAACAAUUCACAGGUUAGCCGUUUAAUGAGCAGCUUCUAUUUUCUCCAUAUCCAGUACUGUGUAAAUUAAAACUGUAUUCUUUUUAUAACUGUCCAAAAGUGGAGGCAAAUAUAUAACAUUUUAAUAAAUUCAGUGGAUUGCCACCUAUUAAAACAUUAGUUAUACAUUGUCAUUUAUGAACACUCCAGUUCAAGAAAUCCUUUUUCCAGUUUUCCAAGAAGAAAACAUAACUGUUUUAUAGUCACAGCCCUUUGGGGUUUCUCUUGUUCCAAUAUCUGCAGAGUAAGACACUAGGUUAGCCAAAAAAUCUAAUUUAAUCACUGCACAUCCAAACACAAUGUGAAAAAAAACCUUUCUUCUCACAAGCUUUGCUUUUGAAUGCAUCUUCCAAAAGUCUUUCUGUUGAAUGUGUCUCUCUCAGAAGAAUGGUCUUUCAGUGUGUGUGCUAGUGUAUAGGACACAUGAGGAGUGAGAAGAGCAUCAGUCCUACACUCAGAAAAAAAAAAAUACAAAGCUGUUCAAUGCUCUAAUUGAGGUGAGGCUGGGGGAUCCGGGACCCCCCAAGUCUAUCUUUUACUUCUUAUGGAGGGUCCCCAGAUAUUUUUAUUUUAGUACAACUAACUGUGACGGUUCUGUUUAGUUAUAUUUUCAUAAUCAUGGACUUUUAGUUUGUUCUCUGUAGUUUCCUGUCUUCCUUUGUUUGGUUUUCCUGCCCAAAAGAUCCGCACCAAGAGGGGAAACAAACUUGAGUUCGUUUCAAUCGAAGCAAACAAGACAGGUGUGAAUACACCCUUAGUUCCAUUAUCAUGGAAUUUUGGUUUGUUCUCUGUAGUUUCCUGUCUUCCUUUGUUCAUUUUUUCUGCCACUCUUUAGUUGUCAUGGUAAUUCAUUUAAUCAACUCAGGUGUUCAUCUUGUAUUUAAAUUGCUGCUGUUUGACCUUUUCAGUUGUCUGGUCUUGUCACAGCUGUCUCGCAGUUUGGCUAUCUGUGGAUUUAUUUAAUAAACCUUGUUUGAUUUUCAUCAUCAUCUUCAUCCUUGGACUAAUCGUGGCACUAACAAAGACAAACCUGUUUCAGUUCACGCAGUUAGCAUACGGUGAAUGUUGUGAAUUAAUUAUUACAGUAACUCAUGUGACUAAAGUCUGUUUUCAGUUAGUUGUCAUGUCAAUGUAAACGCCCCUAAAGACCACUAAGCACAUUAUAUCGUUUGCUUGGUGCAGCUAACAUUAAAAUGAGUAUAAACCUCUAAUCGGUGUCAGGAAGAGAAAGCUUCUUGGGUUGCUGAUAUAUAUAUCUUUUUUGAAGGGUAAUUUUCUUUCUCUCUGUCUUUCUACUGUAUUUAUCCGCUCCAUGUCAGGGUUUUUGUGUUUUUUACAUAAAUUGGAAACACUCGUUUUUUACACUUUAUUAACCCAUUUAAUCCCAUCAGUCACAAUAGUGACCAUGAAGAGUUUUCAUUAAUAAAGCUCUAAAAUCCUUACUGACUGAUGUUUUAGUGCAUUUCCUGCAAGUACAGAAAAUAUAAAGGGUCUCAAUUAAAUAUAUGCAGUUUCAUAUGAUUAGUGAAAAUUGUCACAUGACCAGAGCAGUUUACUUCCUGUUUGCACCUUGAGAAAAUGACUGCAUCACAGCUCCAAAACAAAAUGCUAGUGAAGUACUGUAUGUUAACAAAGAUAUGACAAACAUUUUUUGUUCACAUUAUCUUUAAGGUGUCUAGUAUUAAUAUAUGAAUUCACAAUUAUUAAAUUUUGUUGAGUGUUGUCAUAGAAUCAGUAAACAUGUUGAUGGUCACAAUAGUGGGAUAACAAUGAAUUUAGGUAUACAUAUAAAUCCAAUUGCAGUUGUUAGUGAAAGCUGCACUAAAAUGUUGCAAUCACAAAAUAUUGCACUAAAUUAAAAGUUCAAAUGUUACAAUAUUGAUGUUGUAAUACUGGUAGCACUAAUAUAAUAAUUGUAU